AAGAAAAAUGUAGUUUUUUAUUGAAAUUUGUGUAAAAAGUUUAAUUAAACCAAUAGAAACUAACUAAUAAAAUUAAAAAACAUAAAGUAAUAAAGUUAAUAGUGAUAUUUGCAAACAGUUAAUGAAAUAUUAAAUAAUUUAAUUGAUUUAAUAUCAACAAGUAGUGAAUUUUUUAUGAACAACUAACAUACAGUGUAUUAUAGACACAAGUACAUUUUUCUUAAAAGUUUAUAAAAUAAAGGUAAUUUGGAUAGUAAAAACUAACUAAGAGUUUCAUUUCAUUACCUGCUGUACCACGAUUACAAUUUCCAUAUGCGGAGGUACGUCUGCACAUAUCAAGUCUAAAUUAAGAAGUUUACAUUAAAGAUGUCAAAAUCAGAUGUUUUGAAAACUGUGCAACAAUUUAUGUUGCAAGAGAAUCGACCUUAUGCUGUCCAUGAGGUGUUGGAGAAAUGUGGCAAGGAUUUGGGUAAAGCGGCCAUACAAAAAGCUUUGGAUUCAUUGGUUAGCAAAGAAAUCUUGUUGGCCAAAAGCUAUGGCAAACAUAAAAUCUAUUUUGCAAAACAAAAUGUUAACAACCAAGAGCUUAAAAAGCAAAUGCAAACUUUAAAACAAAAGCUUUCACAAGCUCAGAAUAUACUCAAGAACAAAGAAUCAGAAUUAAAUGAUUUGGAAAUAAAGUUAAAAUCUUUAAAUAAAGUUAAAAGUCUGGCUACUUUGGAAGAGGAAAGAGAUCAACUUUUGAAUGACAUCAGACACACAAAUGAAAAGCUCAAAAGCUUUCAGGCUCAAGAAAUGCAAAACAAGUUAAACUCUCAGGAUGUUAAAAAAAUCCUUACAAAAUAUGAAAAUGUCUCUUUAGCCUAUCGUAAGCGUAAACGUAUGUGUAACGAUAUGUUGGAGGCCAUUAUGGAGGGUUAUCCUAAAACGAAGAAAGCUUUAAUCGCAGACAUAGGUUUGGAAACCGAUGAGGAUGUAGGCUUUAAUGUGCAGUUAAAGCGUUAAAAGGGGUUUCACAUUUUGUAUAAUAAAUUCUUUAAUUUUAUAAUAAUCUAAGGAAUUUUUAUGUUAAUUUAUGUAAAACUUUAAUCAAAAAUAUCUAUACUUAAGCGUAUUUUUGUCUGAGUCAAAUGCAUUACAUGUAUUAAUGUAUGUAGGUGAAGGUAUUCUUAUUUAACAGUUAAUAAAUUUCAAAGAAAAUGUCUUAUUUAUAUCUUUAGAAAACAGCUGUUUA
Lucilia cuprina (Australian sheep blowfly) is the source of this 1234-nucleotide messenger RNA. Its product is annotated as homologous-pairing protein 2 homolog. The coding region runs from base 367 to 1005 and encodes 212 amino acids. The record is from RefSeq and is a predicted model, not a curated record. Gene Ontology annotation, cellular component: condensed nuclear chromosome; DNA recombinase auxiliary factor complex. NCBI's taxonomy places the organism in Eukaryota, Metazoa, Arthropoda, Insecta, Diptera, Calliphoridae. Gene Ontology annotation, molecular function: double-stranded DNA binding; recombinase activator activity. Gene Ontology annotation, biological process: homologous chromosome pairing at meiosis; meiotic joint molecule formation; meiotic strand invasion involved in reciprocal meiotic recombination. The transcript has 6 exons.